Messenger RNA from Sus scrofa (pig), 1885 nucleotides. The record is from RefSeq and is a predicted model, not a curated record. Lineage: Eukaryota; Metazoa; Chordata; Mammalia; Artiodactyla; Suidae.
AAUCCUAGCCUGGGAACCUCCAUAUGCUGUGGGUGUGGCCCUAAAAAGACAAAAAAAAAUUAUACCAGAAAGUUUCUGGCCUUUUGCCAUUUCCUAGGACCUUGGUAUUUUUUGGAUUAAUUUAUGUGACAUUUUGUGUUAAAGGUAAUGAUCAUUUGUAUAUCAUAAUGCAAAUAAGGUAAUGUCAAUAAAAAUGUGCUUUUCACUUUCUAUUAUUAUUCAAUUUUCAGGAAAUUCUUAGGAAAAAGGAUUGGGGCUUUGUUCUUUCAUACAUGAAAUAAAAGUAUAACACUGCAAUGAAAGAAGCAGUGUGGUAGGGCUACAAAUAGAUAUAGUAACUAAUGAGAAAGAAUAGUCACCUCAAAAACUUAUAUAUCAAUAUGAGUAUGUGUUUGAACUGAGUGAAAGUUUUAACAUCCAUAAAAUUUUGAUGCACCAUACUUCCCAAUAAUUAAAUAAUAUAUUUUCCUCUCCUUGGCCUGAAAAGGAUGACAUUAAAAUUCAUAAUCCAAUUUACCUAACUCUUAUGCUUCAGUCAAAGUUAUUUAAAAUUACUCAAUAUGAUUAUUAGUAUACAAAGUUACAUAACAUUUACAAUGAUGAACUGUUGAUUCUGGCAUUAUUUCCAUAGGUCUCCAUUCUGUCUUGCAGCCAGCAGCCUCCUUGGAAACUGAGAAGGAAUAUGGCCAAUUUCACUACAGUGAGUGGGUUUCUCCUCAUGGGAUUUUCUGCCAAGCCUGAGCUAGAAGUCUUAUGGGCCUCUCUGUUCUUAGUCUUAUACUUAGUGGCUUUAACUGGCAACACACUCAUUAUCGCUGCAACUUCCAUGGAUGACAGUCUCUACUCCCCUAUGUAUUUCUUCCUCAAACAUCUUUCCUUCUUAGAUAUAUGCUAUAUCUCUGUGACGGUACCAAGGUCCAUUUGUAACUCUUUCAGGCAUACUAGCAGUAUUUCCCUCUGGGAAUGCAUACUGCAAUGUCUGGCUUUCACUCUCUGUGGUUCUGCUGAGCUGGCCAUGCUCACAGUGAUGUCCUACGAUCGCUACGUGGCCAUCUGCCUUCCCCUGCGCUAUGAAAUCAUCAUGAAUGUCAACACCUGUAUUCACGGAAUCCUAGCCGUCUGGAUCAGUGGGGUCGUCUCUGGAGUUAUGCACACAUCUGCUACUUUCUCCAUCCACUUCUGUGGUGCCAACAUCAUCCACCAGUUCUUCUGUGAGGUUCCCCAGCUCCUAAAACUCGCCUGUUCUGAUGAGUAUGUCAGUGAGCUUGGGGUCACGGGCUUCGUGUCCUUGAUGAUACUUCUUUGCUUCCUCUCCAUUGGAUUCUCCUACACACGCAUAUUCUCUACUGUGCUGAGGAUCCCAUCUGCCGAGGGGAGAGCCAAGGCCUUUGCCACUUGCCUCCCCCAUCUAGCUGUGGUCACACUGUUUCUCUCUACUGGUGCCUUUGAGUUUCUGAAGCCACAUUCUGACUCUCCAACUGCAUUAGACUUUUUGCUUACUCUUUUUUAUACUGUUCUGCCUCCCACACUUAAUCCGAUGAUCUACAGCCUGAGAAACAAAGCCAUGAAGGCAGCUCUACAAAGGGUUGUUAAAAGAAGAAAAGCCUACCUCUUUUGCUGAGUCACGUCUAUCCCUUGCUCAUUAAGAGACAAAUCACAAUCUACUGGAAAAACAUAACAGAGUCAAUCAAGAAAUUAAAGCUCAAACAGAACUCGUUAUGAGGAAAGUAAUAGGAAUGGACUAUCUUUGAGUAACAAAAACACUGACAUGGAGUUAGACAAAAAUUACUCUAGUAAAUACCAUAGAUUUGAACCUCACUCCACAAUGUCAAGUCUGAUGAAAAUGUGAAUUUCUUUAAUUCUAAAGACUUCAAAUUAAUUUUCC